Molecule: messenger RNA, 2190 nt
Organism: Podospora pseudopauciseta
Lineage: Eukaryota; Fungi; Ascomycota; Sordariomycetes; Sordariales; Podosporaceae
Exons: 2
Coding region: 1-2190 (729 amino acids)
Biological process (GO): magnesium ion transport
Cellular component (GO): membrane
Molecular function (GO): magnesium ion transmembrane transporter activity
Source: RefSeq, a predicted model, not a curated record
AUGACCAACCUCGAAACCGAGCGACACCGUUUGCCGGGGGACGACAACAACACCAAGAUGUACCUCCACCCAGCUUCGAGUCCGCCAUUAACAGGCCGCGCCUGGCCCGGCUGGCUACCCUCCUUUUCCAACGAUGCUGGCGGUGGGCAUGAUGAUGGGGACCAUCCCGACAAGGAUCUCCAGAACUGGUCGAGUUUAAUCGGCAUAAUAACCGCCAUCUGCGGCAAUGUCCUCAUUGCUCUGGCUCUCAACGUCCAGCGGUAUGCGCAUAUUCGGUUACACAGACACAAAGUGGCAAUGCGGGAGCGCGCAAGGCAGGCACUGAAGCAUGCCAAUUCUGCGUCGCAAAGCUCUGGACUAGGGGGCUAUGGAGCGGCCGAGACAUCCCACUCGGACGGUGUGCUGAGUGAGAUCAGUGAAGAAACCCGUGAUUCGACCGAGACGGACCCCCUCACGCAUUCGUUCCGGUCCGACGACUCUCGCUGGAGCGGAAGCUCUGACAGUGACGAAGCCAAGGUCCCCUCGACGUAUCUCAAGGACCCUUACUGGUGGUUGGGGCAGGUUCUCAUCACGGUGGGUGAGAUGGGCAACUUUUUGGCCUAUGGCUUUGCGCCGGCGUCUAUUGUCAGCCCGCUCGGCGUGGUUGCUCUUGUUUCGAAUUGUGUGAUAGCGCCCAUCUUUUUCAAGGAGAUAUUCCGCCAACGCGACUUCUGGGGUGUCGUUAUUGCUAUUGGAGGCGCGGUCACGGUGGUCUUGAGUGCAGAUUCGGAGGAGACCAAGAUGGGGCCGCACGAGGUGUGGGAUGCCAUCACCACCAUGGAGUUCAAGAUUUAUAUGGGCGCCAGCUGCAGUCUGAUUGCGCUGUUGAUGUAUCUCAGCCCUCGGUACGGGAAUCGUACCAUUCUUAUCGAUUUGGGCCUGGUUGGUUUGUUUGGAGGCUACACAGCGCUUUCAACCAAGGGUGUAUCCUCGAUGCUCUCAUCAACCCUCCUCGGUGCUUUCACCACUCCAGUCACCUAUGUCCUUCUCUUCGUCCUCCUCUCAACGGCCAUCAUGCAGGUCCGCUUCCUCAACAAGGCCCUCCAGAGAUUCGACUCCACCCAAGUCAUCCCGAUCCAAUUCGUCCUGUUCACGCUCUCCGUCAUCAUCGGCAGUGCUGUCCUCUACCGCGACUUUGAGCGCACUACAAAGGAACGCGCCGCCAAAUUCAUCGGUGGCUGUCUCCUCACCUUUUUCGGCGUCUUCCUCAUCACGAGCGGCCGGCCCCGCCACGACGACGAAGACGAAGCCGCCCUCUCCGACGCCGAAGGCAUAGAAGAAACCAUCGGUCUCUCCAACCAAGAUCCCGGCACUAACUCCCUUGCCCGGACCUCCUCCCGCAGAGGUAGCGACUCGGCAGUUGUAGGACGAUCCAGGCGGUCGUCCCGCGUGAGCUUCACAAACAAACCCUUAGCCGCCCUUUCCAAGCAGAAACCCUCUCUCAUCAACGGGGACGAUUACGAUGAAGACCACGAGGAUGCGCCUUUGUUAGGUCCAUGGAGGGACAGCACGCCCCCUAAUCAUAACCAUUUCCGCCACCCAGGGAUGGGGGCACAUACCAUUUCUUCGGAUUCCGUUCCCUCCGUAAUACCGUCAGCGGCAGUCUCAGAUACAGACCAUAACCCAUUGGUGACUUUGUCUUCAACUCCCCCACCAAUAACCACCAUCCCACCUACCACGCCCAGAAGCCACCCUCAUCCGAGGAUCUUCACCACAGUAGGCGUAACAGCGGGAGGAAACCCAGUUAUUUCCCCCUCUCCCUUCUCCACCACCUUGACAGCAGUGGUGACAGACAAAUUGUUAUCACACCUGGAAGGGUCCCCAACCCAACUCCUCCCAACCCACAAACGAAACCGACCUUCUCUCAGAAACAGCCUUUUUGUCCCGUCAGAAGAGGUCUCAGACACCGAACAGGGUCAGGGCCAGGGUCAACAAACUGUUAGCGCGGGGGUGGAAAGUACUGGUAAUGAAACGGGGUUUAUCAGAAGGCGGGCAAGAAGUUUGAGUCAUACACUAGGGGAGUUCCUGGGUGUUAAUGCUGCCCCGUCUAGAGCGGCUUCUCAGAGUGAAGAGGAUGGGGGGGUUUUGGCUAGAGCGAGGACGUCGGGGGGGGAGGGGAGAAGGGGAUAUAAUAGUGUGGAGACUUUAUAA